Molecule: messenger RNA, 3563 nt
Organism: Theobroma cacao (cacao)
Lineage: Eukaryota; Viridiplantae; Streptophyta; Magnoliopsida; Malvales; Malvaceae
Source: RefSeq, a predicted model, not a curated record
GACACAGGAAUUCAAGUCUUGAAGAUUCACGACCCCCUUGACCCCUUCAGGGACACCCCUUCUCCCCCUCAACGUUAAAUCUAACGUCCCUCUUUCCAUCUUUCCCGAAGCUUUAAAGAAAAAAAAAAACGAUGGCUUAGACGUCAAAGCUAACGGCCAUUGUUGUCCCUCUCAUAAAGUUCCAGCCGGAAAAAGAAUUCCCCACCCUGGGAACAUAUUUUCCUUUCAUUUCUGAGAUCUAAUUCAGAGGUAACUUAGUAUAAUCAUUGAACUUCGAAUGGAAUAUCAAGCGUGAUGAGCUGUGUCGUUUUCUUCUUGAAAGCAAGCGUUGCAUGAGUUCUCUAGGGUAGGCAAGGCUUUGUCUACUUGUCUGGUGACUUGAGAGCUUCUUCUUCGGAGUGAUCCAUGUUAUCUUAGAGAAAAUCGAAGAACUGUCAUCUUGGUUAUGGAUAUGAGCAAGUUCAGACCAGAAUCGCAUGUGGCGCAGCAAAGCCGUCGAGAUAAAUUGAGGGUUCAGCAAAGCUCCAACCUGGUUCAGUAUUUGGAGGACUUCCCGAACAGUUUGGAACAAGGGUCUUCUGUCCAUCCGGAACUAAACCCAGAUCUUGUUCAAGUUCGAAAUGUUAGAAAUGCUAAUUUGCUUUAUGAUCCCACUCUUGUUUCUUCCAGUGUAAUCCAUUUCUCAACAAAUUCUAACAUUUUGACACCUCAAAGAGAUGCAAUGCUGCAACAAGAAUUACAAACUGCUCAACAAAACAGGCAAAAUCCGGCCGAGGAAUCCUCAUUUUCCGGUAUGUCCCAUACAAUUCUAUCCAAACUCAAUGCUUCAUCUAAGGUCUCCGGCGACCCACAAGGUUGCGGUAAUUGGAAGAGUGUUGAUUCACAGCAUAGUUGCGAUUGGAUGGUGGGUUAUGCAAGCGGAUUAGCUGAUAGAGAAAGCAAUCAGAACCCUAUGUUUGUUGGGGAAGUCUUGUCGAAUAAUGCAAGGGAAAGCAACAUGUCUGCGGCCACGCAAUAUCUAAAGCCUAACUACAGUGCCUACCAAGAUGUUCAAUCUACUCUAUCCAAUCCAGGGAGUGAAAUUUCUAGCCAUGAGAGCAAAAAGCAUUAUGGAGAUUUGCAUUUCGUUUCACCUUCACUCUAUCAGAAUGCUCUCCAGGAUGUUGUUACUACUUCUUCGAUUGCAACUCAGGGACUGGAAGUGGCGUCCCUUGUACAGCCUAACGUUAGAGAAACUGCCCGUGGUUCAUGGAUAGAUUACUGCGGGAAUCAAUCAAGCUCAUUGCAUUUUGAUAAUGCUGGUGCUUGGAUGAACAGGCCACUUGUGGAGCAUUGUCAACAGUGGGGUGGUGAAUUGGGGUUUUUGGCAAGUAAGAGUAGCGAAGAACUGAGGACCGGUGCGAGUGAUGCCACGACUCAAGGUCUAUCUCUAUCUCUUUCAUCGAAUCCCACGCCAAAAAUUUGUGGUGCAGGUCAAUUCGCGGAGGAGUAUGGUUCUGAUCACGGCUUUAACUCCAAGCCUGGUGAAUUCAGGGAUUCUCAAGAUUCAAAAUCUUCAAAGCCUGGUUAUUUGUAUUCGAUGCAGAAACCAUCUGUAACUAGUAAAAGUAGUGGAAAAUCCCACCAGGACACGGGUGGAACUUCAACUUACGCUUAUCGACAUACGGGCCCCCUCGGCCCUUUUACUGGUUACGCUACUAUUCUGAAGAAUUCAAGGUUUUUGAAGCCAGCACAAGAACUAUUGGAUGAAUUCUGUCAUAUGACCAACGCAAAGAUUGUUAAAAUAUGUGAUGCUUCUGAGGGGAUUUCCGGAGAACUCAGUGUUUCAGCCUCAGCUGAUGCUGCUAAUGCAGUUGACAUGGAGGCUGGAGCUAGUAAAGGAAAUAACUCAGGGGCCUCAUCCUCUUCUUUUUAUAGUUCUAAUGAAAUUAGAGUUGAUGUUGGCAUUGGGAGCAGCUCUGGUGAACCUUGUAGGCCUGAGUACCAACAAAAGAAGGCAAAACUUUUAUAUUUGCAGGAGGAGGUGUGCAGAAGAUACAAGCUAUAUCAUCAGCAGAUGCAAAUGGCAGUUUCUUCUUUUGAAUCAGUAGCUGGUCUUAACGCUGCCACCCCUUAUAUAUCCUUAGCUCUCAAGACAGUCACAAGGAACUUUCGGUGCCUAAGGAAUGCUAUUUCAGACCAGAUCAGGCACAUAUCUAGAGCUCUGGGGGAGGAGUUCUUGUCCCCAACCACCGGUACUAGCAGUAGCAAAGGUGAUAUAAAUAUGUCUAGGUUAAAGUUUGUGGGUCAGAAAUCUGGUGGGGUUAACAUGGGCUUUCUUGAGCCCCAACAACACGGCUGGAGGCCCCAGAGAGGCCUACCAGAACGUUCGGUGGCUAUUCUAAGAGCUUGGCUCUUUGAGCAUUUUCUUCAUCCGUACCCCACAGACACAGAUAAGCACAUGUUGGCUACUCAAACAGGCCUUUCUCGAAAUCAGGUGUCUAAUUGGUUCAUCAACGCACGAGUUCGAGUUUGGAAACCAAUGGUGGAAGAAAUACACAUGCUUGAAAGCAAAGGCUUAGCUGAAGGCCAGAACUCUAGCAAAAAUGAUGGAAAAUCUGGCGAAGGAGGUCCUAGCCGGCUUAAUGAAGACCAAUCUAUCAACAGGUCAUGUAUAAACGUGCUGUCCGACAAGCAGUUGGCUUGCUCAGAUAUGCAUGUCGAAGGCAUUACGGGAGAAGAACAUUGGAAUCAUGAGAAACGCUCAAGGAUGGAUUUUCAUAUCCCAACAACCAUGGAGGGUUCAUUGAUGGGUUUCGCACCAUACCAGCCAAGCAGGCUUGAGAUGGGUGGCCUUGGAGCUGUGUCGCUUACCUUGGGACUUAGGCAUGGUGUAGAAAGUGCACAACAGCAUCAACAACAAUAUCAACGACAGGAGGAUCAGCUUAGGCCGCAAUUUGGGGGUCAAAUGAUUCAUGACUUUGCCGGUUGAGUUUAUAAUGGUCUUUCCUUGUGACAAUUUUCCGAAAUAUGGCAAGGAAAAUCCUGCUAACAGACGGUCGCAGGUAACCUUGACAGUAUUUGUUGGUCAUGCUAAAAUGUUGAAUGUAGGAGAUGGCACCAUGCGCUAGUUGGUGCUUGUUUUAGUUAGGAGGCGGGAGCCAUUCAUGUUGAUGUGGUAAUGGUACUUUGGAAACGGGCAGGAAUAAAAUGUUUGGGGUCUGAUUUGCAAUGCAAGUUGUGGGAAGAGGUUUGGAUUUGUCUUGGUAGGAUUUUAGUUAAUCACAAUUGUAUAGGACUUGUUCUGUUUGAGGGUAAGAAAGAUUUGACAUCCAAGAUUCAUCAAUAAGUUGGCACUUGCAGGAAUUUUGUAUUUGGAAAUCAUCUUCGGCUCUUGUUUUGCCUGAUAAACAAGAGAUGCCGAAAGAAUGUAUCGGAAUGAAAUCUGUGCACGUAGAUUACUUCUGGAGCCCAAAUUUCUUGGUCGUUGAUAUUGUUGUUAACUGCGACAUAAACUAGUUGAAGGAAAAAUGGGGAAUUGCCAAUGAAAUAUAUGCAAUUUUAGGCCGUUUCGUUAGCUGGAC